AUGAGCUACUUCCAAGCCACUACUUGCAAGCCUCACAGUAGGAUCAUUGUGAACAAACCUAUAGCAGGUCUUGGGAGCACAUAUCAGUAUCCAUUAUAUUCACAUGCUCUUGGAUUCCACAAGCUGCAACAGAAGGUGUACCCAAGGCUAGUUCUCAUUGCUGCUAGCCACAAAAGGCUUACUCCUGUAUGUGCCUUAAGUGGAAAGGGAAACCCUGGCACUGCUGAUGAUCCUUUGAUGGAAUCUUUGAAGAAAGCUAUGGCUGAUGCAAAAAAGCCCCGGCCCAUACAAGACUUGCUGAAGGAGCAGGUGGCUAAACUGAGAGAACAAGCGUCUGGUGGAGGCGGAGGGAAUGGGAAUCGCCGUGGGGGCAGUGGUGGUUCUGGUGGCCCAGAUGAUGAAUCGUUCAAGGAAACAUUGGAUGAAGUAGUCCAAGUUAUCUUGGCCACUGUUGCUUUCAUACUUGUGUACAUCCACAUAAUCAGAGGGGAGGAACUUUACCGUCUUGCCAGGGACUACACCAGAUAUCUCGUCACUGGUAAGAGGACUGCCCGACUGAAGCGUGCCAUGCAAAAGUGGCACAACUUCUCCGAGAGCUUCAUGCAGAAGGAAGGCUCAGAAGAGGACCAAUAUGAGAGAUCAGCUGUGUCAAAACCUACAUGGUGGCAACAGCCUCAGAAAUUUGUGCAUCUUAUGCAGGAGCUUUGCAGGGGAAACUGGCGUCCCCAUGCUCAGGAGUCUAGUUGA
Miscanthus lutarioriparius is the source of this 747-nucleotide messenger RNA. The record is from the annotation of a GenBank genome assembly. Lineage: Eukaryota; Viridiplantae; Streptophyta; Magnoliopsida; Poales; Poaceae.